AUGGGAAGGUGCAAACUCCCGGAAUGGGAACGAGACGCCAGUUACUGCCUCCUCUUCGUCGAAAAUCUCAGAGGCGCCGCACUUGAGUGGUUUUCUCAUCUCGACAUAAACUCUAUCGGAAGUUUCCGCCAGCUAGCCUCGGCAUUUCUCAAGCAAUUUUCCAUGUUCAUGGAUAGAGAAACUUCCGACGUAAAUUUAUGGAGUUUAACUCAGAAAGAAGAUGAGCCACUCCACGAUUUCAUGAGAAGAUUCAAACUAGUGAUGUCCAGGGUAAAGAAAAACUCUCUGGUACAGGUCAGAGUUUCGAAAGUGGAUAUCUCUGGAAGACCGCGGACGAUCCAGGAUACCCUCCAUACGGCCAUGGACUUCAUCAUCAUGGAGGAAGAGAUGAAAGUCCUAGCGCAAAAGCACGGACCGCAGAAACCAUCUGCCAAGAAGAAAUCCUCCCGUAACGACAAGAACCCGUACAAGGAUAAUUCCUACUGCGAGUUACAUCAGGCCAGAGGUCACUCCACCACUAACUGCAAGGUCCUUGGCGCCAGGCUCGCUGCAAAGCUCCUCGCCGGCGAACUAGCAAAAGUCACGAGCAUAAAAGACCUGAUCCUGGAUUCUGAUCGCCCGCCGAAAACUAAUAAGGCCGCUCCCGAGAACAAUGCACCCGAAAAUCAGUUGGGCGAAAAGCGCCAACGAAUAAACAUGAUCAUCGGAGGAUCGCAGUUCUACCAAGAUUUGGUCUCGUCGAUCAAAGCUUACGGGCGAAAAGCUGAAACUACCAACUGGCUUUCGGAAAAUGACGUCCCCAAUGACACAAUCAUUUUCGAAGAACAUGAAACCGUCGGUAUCGACAAACCUCAUUACGACUCUCUAGUCAACGAUUUGGUGAUCCAGGAUCUCGAAGUCGGCUGUAUCCUUGUCGAUACAGGAAGUACGGUCAACAUUAUGAUUCGCGACACCCUCCAAAGGAUGAAUAUCCCACUCGGAGAAGUCAUCCCGAAACCGAGACCCUUAACCGGAUUCUCUGGCAUCACCUCUAUGACCCUUGGGACGAUGGCUAAGGAAGUCGCGAAAAUCGUCAAAUUCGCAGUAGUCGACAACCCAGCCAUUUACAACAUGAUCAUGGGAAUCCCUGGAUAA
This is a messenger RNA of Raphanus sativus (radish), 1134 nucleotides long. RefSeq lists its product as uncharacterized. The record is from RefSeq and is a predicted model, not a curated record. Bases 1 to 1134 code for a protein of 377 amino acids. Lineage: Eukaryota; Viridiplantae; Streptophyta; Magnoliopsida; Brassicales; Brassicaceae. The transcript has 2 exons.